AUGCCUGCCCGCAAUGCUGCGCCCUUCGACCUCGAGUCUCUCAAUGCCGCUCUGCCAAAGAUCUUUGACCAGGUCCAGAACACAUCUGCCAACCACCAGAAGAACUAUGUCGCGCUCUACAAGCUCCAUAGGGAGGCCGAGCAGGUCAAGUCAUCCGUUCAGAAUGAUAGAAGCACCAAGCUCGUUGGAGAGAAGGCAUUUUGGGACGUAUUUGACGAUAUGAUGCUACGGGUUCUCCCUGUUAAGAAGGGCGUCGGUCAGGCGGACAGGACUGUGAAGUUCAUGGGAGGUUACACCAAGUUCGCAAUGGAGAAGAAUUUCGAAUACCGGAAGGAACGUGAAUUGGAUGAAGAUGAAGACACGUUCGCCGACCGGUUCAUCACACAUGCCGUCCGCUUCUUCCUUGAAGGUUGCACCGCGAAGGACAAGGUCGUCCGGAUGCGCGUCCUCCAGUGCAUAGCAGAGACGAUCACGAAUCUAGGCGCGAUUGACGAGGACCUCUACGCAGAGCUUCGCGCUGCUCUCCUCGACCGCCUUCGAGACAAGGAACCUAGCGUGCGCUCAUAUGCCGUCCUGGCUCUCUCAAAGCUCGCGAUCUCCGAGGAAACGGCAGAGCUCGACGAAGACGAGCCCACCAUCCUCGACAUGCUCAUCGAAACCAUGACAUACGACCCCGCCGCCGAAGUCCGACGCGCCGCUGUCACCCACUUGCCCGCCACUCCGUACACCUUGCCCGCUCUCCUCGCACGCACGCGCGAUGUCGAUGCUGCCACACGGAGACUCGUCUACGUAAACGUACUGGAGAAAUACUGCACGGGCGUUGGGGAAGACUCCCGCACGCGGGUGGGCUUCACUCAUCCGCGCGUGCUGACCAUCGCGCAGCGGGAGCAGAUCGUACGGAAUGGCUUAGGGGACCGUGAGGACAUCGUGAAGAAGGCUGCGGCGCAACUGCUCGGGGUAUGGGUGGACGUCGUGCGGACGGAAGCAGGCAAGGAGGUCAAGCCGGAGGAGAACGUGAAGAGGGAAAAUGGCGAAGAGGUCAUCGAAGACCUCGUUGCGUUCCUGAACUUGUUUGACCUCGAGGAGGGGAAGGUGGCGGAGGACGCGCUAGGGAGCGUCUUUGACACGCGCGUCGACAUAUUCGAACACAUCGAGUUCUCUGACGACUACUGGACGAACCUCACGCCCGAACGUGCCUUCCUCGCGCGUGUCUUCGUCGACAAGUGCAUUUCCAAGGAGGCACAUGCACGAGUCGAGGCUACGCUCCCUGUCACCACCGCGAUGGCGUUCCGGAUCCAAGACGCUUACAACGCGCUCGCAGAGCAGAUGAAGGAAGAGAGCGCCUACGACGAAGACGACGAAGAAGAGGCGCGCGCUGCUCGGGAAGAGGCGCGGCUGGACCGCGAGCUGACGAUCGCGGAGCUGCUACGGCUCGCCCUUAACCUGGACUACAAAGACGAGAUCGGACGGCGCAAGAUGUCGCUGCUCGUGCGCGGGAUGAUCGCGCAGGACUUCCUCUCCGAGUCGCUCCUCGCACGGCCGCUCGACGUCCUCCGCGUGAUCUCGGAGAGCGAGCAGGACCUGAUUCGAGUCGUCGUCGAGGUCGUGCACGAGCUACGCGACCCCCCGACCGAGGAGGAGAGCGAGGUCAAGGCAGAUAUGAGCGUGGACCCGGACGACAGCAUGACAGAAGCAGGCGGGAGUCCGAAGAAGCCCAAGUUGCCGAAGCCGGUCGCAGAGAUGACCCCCGAGGAGAAGGCUAGGAUGGACGUUGUGGACUUGCGCUGCCUGUCGUUGUGUAUUGGCAUGCUCGAGCGUGUCAAUGGGACUUUUGAGGACAACCCGGUUCUGCAAGGGAUCCUCGGCGAGCUAGUCAUACCCGCUGUCAAGCGGCGGGAGAUGGCUCUCCGCGAGAAGGGCCUCACCUGCUUGGGGCUCUGCUGCCUCAUCGCACGCCACAUGGCGGCUUCCUCCUUCCAGCUGUUCCUCAACCAAGUCGCGGCCGCGCCCGAAGUGCUCAAGCUACGCGUGCUGCAGAUCAUCUUCGACAUCCUCAUGGUGCACGAGAGCGUGUUCCUCGCGCCGGGCAGCGAGAACGAGGGUCGGAUCGUCAUGUUUCUGCUGGCCAUGCUCGGCAGCGACCAGACAGACAAGGUGCACGCGCUGGUGUGCGCCGGCACCGCGAAGCUCAUGCUUGCAGGCUUGCUCGCAGACGAGCAAGUGCUGCUGGCGCUGGUACUCGCGUACAUGUCGCCCGAGACGGUCGGGAACCACGAGCUGAGGCAGUGUCUGUCGUACUUCUUCCCCGUCUACUCGUACUCGUCCGCCGAGAACCAGCGGAGGAUGCAGAGGACUUUCAUUCCGAUGUUCGAGUGGCUUACGAAAGCGUACCAUACAUGGGAUGGCGAGGAAGAUAUGGUGGCUCCCUCGCAGGCCGCUCUCAUGUUCGCCGACUGGACAGACCCCAUACAGGCUGCGUACGCCGUAAAGGGGCUACGUAAGGACGCUCACAAGGACCCCAUCCAUCUUGAUCUGGCGCACGACAUUCUCAAGGCUCUCUUCAGUAUUAAGUACAGCAAGGAGGACAAGAAAGCCCUGUACCAAGUACUCGGAAAGCUGUAUUUGCCCGACGAGGUAGACGCCGACAAGGUCCGCAUACUCAAGCUGCUCGUGGACACCCUGCGUACGCGCCGCCCGCCGCCGGACACGGCCGGGAAGAACGCGCUGAUCAAAUUCGACAGCGCGCUCGCGAAGAGAUACGAGAAGCAGCUCGAGAAUUUCAGCGAGGACGAAUUCAGGCAGCUCGAGGAGCUCAAGGAUCUAUUCGAGUUCCUUGACGACAUCGUGCCGCUAGAAGAAGACGAAGAUGAGCCCCCUAAGAAGGGGAGGAAACGGCGUUCCAUGAGUGUCGCUACAGAGACACCGAGCGUCAUAUCCGACGAUCGCAGUCCGCCGCCAUCUCCUCGGAAGAAGAGCAAGGCCAAGCGACGUCGUCUCUCCCAAUCAGACGAUGAUUCUGACGAUGAUGCUCUCACGGAAACGUCUAGAGCAUCUCCGUCAGCCACGCCUGCCCCCACGCGCUUGAUGCCGAAGCGAAACGCUGGUGAGAAGGGGAGAAACGCGACGAAAAAAGCGAUUCAAGAGACUAUUGUCAUAAGCUCUGAUGAUGAGGACGAAGAUGAAGAAGAUGACGACGGUGAGGGCGACGAAGAUGAUGAGAACAACGCGACCCCAGUCGCGAAAGCCAAGGCCAACGGCGCGAGGCGGUGA
Messenger RNA from Dichomitus squalens LYAD-421 SS1, 3270 nucleotides. RefSeq lists its product as uncharacterized. The coding region runs from base 1 to 3270 and encodes 1089 amino acids. Lineage: Eukaryota; Fungi; Basidiomycota; Agaricomycetes; Polyporales; Polyporaceae. Gene Ontology annotation, cellular component: condensed chromosome; condensin complex. The transcript is spliced from 13 exons. Gene Ontology annotation, biological process: mitotic chromosome condensation. The record is from RefSeq and is a predicted model, not a curated record.